Molecule: messenger RNA, 6305 nt
Organism: Topomyia yanbarensis
Lineage: Eukaryota; Metazoa; Arthropoda; Insecta; Diptera; Culicidae
Gene: TTLL5
Product: tubulin polyglutamylase TTLL5
Exons: 6
Coding region: 1011-4061 (1016 amino acids)
Biological process (GO): protein polyglutamylation; microtubule cytoskeleton organization
Cellular component (GO): cilium
Molecular function (GO): tubulin-glutamic acid ligase activity; tubulin binding
Source: RefSeq, a predicted model, not a curated record
GUAUAUCACACGCUCAGUCCACAAAGCAAUAGAGUGGCUGGCGUUCGCUGGUGGCCACUGAGUGCCAAUACCAUCGACGGGUCGUACGACAAAGAACCGCAGUUUUCUGCAAACAUCUGAUCGUGCCGCAUGUGUUUUGGUUGUAUUGUGGGCAGGUAGUACAUCAAACAGUUUUUUGUUACCCUCGACGUUCGAACAGCAUAAAUUCAAGAUUCUAUCCAAUUCUAUGAUUCUAUCAGUUCUUUAGCUGUCGGACCCAUUCCAUACCUGUGUGAGUAAAUUGAUGCUCUAAAAUUUGUAUAUCGAUUGUUUGGACCUGUGCAAAUUUCGACCGAGACGGAGCCUAGUCAAACCAACGUUGAUCCAGUAUGUGGUAAUCAGUCUGUGACUCUUGUGAUAAAUGUGUCGGUAGAGCAGCCAGACAGAAAUCCGGUGGAGAGCAAUAAUUGCAAUUAUUCCGCUCGGAUUCGGGGAAACAUAGCGCCAGUUGCAAUCGCGAGGAGCGCUACGACGGAAAAAUCGAUUUUAUUCAUUGUGUAUCAACAAGCAGCCUCCGCUGCAAGGAGGUGAAUCGCACAUGUGAUUUUAUCUGCUGAUGUAGCCUUGCAAUAUCAUCGCUGCUAUCGCCUACAUUGGAUGGUUUUGUUGCAGUAUCCUAUGUGAUUUUGUGCAUCAUGUCUGGUGGAAACUAAAUUUGCUGAUUGGAAGUUUUAUUUUAUCGGUGGUUGUAAAUUGUUACUAGCUACUGGAGAGUGCAUGCAGUAACAGCAACAGCAAACACGAGUGAAUAAAAUCGUGAAAAAAACGCUACCAAGGAAAAUCGAGGAAAAAGUCCAGUGGGAAUAUUUUCUUUGCUUCUGCGGCACAUCGGAUGACUCAUUUCGAGGCAAUCGAAAAAUCAUAAUUAGCACAAUGACGAGCGCUAAUCGUUGGACUUUGUGAACUCAAUGUCAGCUUCUUAGGGUUGCCGGCGCAAGCUGAACGGUUAUUCCAGCUUCGACUUUUUUAUUAUGCCUAUAUCGGACAAGCACCGAUCGAAUCAUCCGUUGAAUGCCAAAAAAUCAACCCCAGCAACACCCAACCCGUGGGUAACCGGUGGUCCUCCCGGUGGUAAGGACGCCGUCCUGGUGUUCCGUACCAGCGCCCUCUCCCCGGUCAACACAAGCGGUUCCAGUGAUGACAUCGCGUCGGUAUCCUCCGCACUCACAUCGGAUGCUGCAGCGUGUUCGAGUUCUGCUGCAGGUUCCACCAAAGAAUCACCACCCGUCUCCUCUAGUGUUAAGCAAGCCAAAAAUUUGAAGAUACUCGCGACACUGCCUAAAAAUUUCAACGUUCAACGGAAAUCCGAUAGUAUUACCACCAGUAGCAAUAGUAACGAAGACGAUGAUGACGAUGACGACGACGACGAGGAUGAAGAUGACGAGGACGACGAUGAGAACGAAGAUGCGGGCGAUAAUGAUCAGGACGUAGAGGCUGAGGAGGAAACAGAAGAAGAUGAUGAAAACGACGAGGAGGCCACCUCGCAGGACGAGACUGGUCCAUCGACGGUCGCAGCGACGGGUGCGUCGAAGAAACGCCAGCUGGAAUCAUCUUCCUCGUCCAGCUCGCUAAGCAAUGCUUCGUUGGCUAGUCGAGAUGGCGACGAACCGGAAGCGGAACUGCCCACAUCCAAAUCGGAACCAGUUCUGGCUGUGUCGGAGAAAAAGCUGCCUCGAAAGAACCACCAGGAGAACAAGGAAAACGAAAGCGUCGUUAAAACGGAAAUGCCUGCUGCGCAGUUGAAUAUUUUUUAUAAGUUUGUUAACACGGAAACGCGACUGCUGCGAAAGAUCCUCAGUGCUCACGGAAUGGCCGAGAGUGGGUCCGACAGUACCGAUUUCAAUCUGCUGUGGACGGGGAUCCACCUGAAGCCGGAUAUUUUGCGAAAUCUGGCUCCCUACCAGCGAGUUAAUCAUUUUCCGAGAUCGUAUGAACUAACGCGAAAAGAUCGUCUAUACAAAAACAUCGAACGAAUGCAGCAUCUUCGCGGACUCAAACACUUCGACAUAGUGCCCCAAUCGUUUCUACUGCCCCAAGACUACAAGGAACUGAUCGCUGCCCACAACAAGUGUCGCGGUCCGUGGAUCGUAAAACCAGUCGCAUCCAGCCGGGGACGGGGCAUUUUCAUCGUCAAUUCGCCGGAUCAAAUCGCCUCGUACGAGCAGGUUGUAGUGGCCAAGUACAUCACCGAUCCGCUGUGUAUCGACGGGCACAAGUGUGACAUUCGGCUGUACGUUGCGGUUACCUCGUUCGAUCCCCUAAUCAUUUACCUCUACGAGGAGGGUCUCGUGCGGUUGGCAACGGUAAAGUACGAUCGAACGGCGGAAAACCUGUGGAAUCCGUGUAUGCAUUUGUGCAACUAUAGCAUCAACAAGUACCACACGGAUUACAUCAAAUCGAACAACGCCGGCGAUGAGGACGUAGGUCACAAGUGGACCCUGAGCGCACUGUUGAGGCAUUUGCGAAGUCAGGGUUGCAAUACGGAACAGUUGAUGCUGAACAUUGAGGACCUGAUCAUAAAGGCCAUCUUUUCCUGCACCCAACCGAUUGUGGCUGCAUGCCGGAUGUUUGUACCGCAUGUUGGAAACUGCUUUGAGUUGUACGGGUUUGAUAUUCUGAUAGAUGAUACAUUAAAACCUUGGUUGCUAGAGAUAAACCUUUCGCCUUCGCUUGGCUGUGAUACUCCGCUUGAUACGAAAGUCAAGGCCUGUUUGCUAACCGAUUUGCUAACGAUGGUCGGAAUUCCGGCAAUUAGCCCACUACAAAAAGCUUGCUACGAUAGUAAGGGACAGAAAAUUAGAAAUUUAAGUACACCCUAUCGAAGGGUAAACUCGGCUGAUUUUGUGCAUAGCACCGGCACAAGUGGGAAAAAGGAUCAGUCUCAGUAUGGUUCUGAACCUGCGAAGAAACUUCAAACGACGCUAAGUGCACUAACGGUGGAGGAGCUGAAAAUUGUUCGCUUCGCUAGAGCCCAGUACGAGCGCCGAGGAGGUUUCGUUAGAAUUUUUCCCACCAGUGAUAGCAUGAUGCGUUAUGCGUCACUUUUGGAUCCCAUUACAGGAGUUCCCACGUCAGCUAUUACAUCAUCCGGCAGUGGCACGUACCUGAUGAUCAUUCCGCACAACUACAAUCAAAUGCUUCACACGCAUCUGUUUCCUCAGGGCAAUGAGUCGGAGAAUCGAAUCGUUCAUCGCAUCCAAAAGUACGAACGUGCGCUGGAAAGUUCACUUCCGAUAACGAUCGGCCCGAAACAUACCGCCCCGAAGUGCGUUGAUGAGGCGAAACGACUGAGAUUGCAAAUCAGAAAACUAAUCGAGGCCGGCCACGAGCUUAGCAUCCUACAGUCUAGACGUGCCUUUGGCCUAUAUCUAGAGUACAUUCUCAAGCGGCUUUCGUCCGAACCGAAGCAUAGCCAGGAGGAACUGGUGAUGAAAUUUUUGUAUCGCGUUGGUGCACACAUGAAAACUCCGUUCUUUUUCCGUAAUUUUGGAAACAAAGCCCUGGGCAAGGAUCGCGGAGCAAUGGUAGCCAAACAGCUAGGCGACUAUCUGCAUCUGUACAGUAAGGAAACGGAAGCGUUCGUGGACACAUUCGACAUGGUCGGUAUGGUUCCGAUCAAGCUGUUCAAUGACUUCCUGAUGCAGGCCGGCGAAGCGGACGUAGAAUCGGUACUAACACUACACACAAAUCUGACCCAAACGAUGCCGUUUCUGUAUACCGGUUGUUCUUCGAGUGUCCCACCGACGCCGCCCAUCCCGGUGGGAGCCCAUGGUUUCCUUAAAGCCCUACCCUGUAUGGCACCCGGAGGGGCUAACAAAGAACUGAUCCGGCUGGAUCCGCACUACAAAAGCAAUGAGGCCCGCAAUAGCCGAAUGGGGUUGAGUACGGCGGCAGCCGGACGGUCCGAUUUCCGGGCGGAUAAGAGUGUGCGGUUGUCGCCAAUCAAACGGAAACCGCCGCCGGUUGGUAGUAUGGUUAAAUCGUCGCGGGAAAGAGAUCAACGGUCCAACUGGUUGUACUAGAUGGCAGUGAGGGGGCUAUGGUUUGUUUAUAUCAAAUUUGGUGGCACUGGAAGGUAAAUUUCCUGAUCACUCGCGAAGGUGUUUUAUUUUUUGUUUUGUUUAUCUCUUCGGCGUAGUAAAUUUUUGAAAUGUUGUAUUUCUAAAGUUGUUGCUGUUUGUCUUUAAUAAUUUCUUCUAUAUUUUGAACUGUUCUCGGACACUAGUUUACAAAGUUCCUAAUCAUUAAAGCGACGUUCUAAUUCAGACAAUUGUUUGUUUACUUGAUACGCAAAUUAAUUUAUUUGAGAACCUUACUUUUGUUGUUGAUAUUUCAGGAAUUUUAUAUCAUUUCACUCAUCCAAAUAAUGUUAUCAGAAUAUACUUGAAUUUUAUUGGGAUUAAUUGCUAUUCUGAAUUACAAUCAAUUUUCAUAGCAACAUGUUACUCUGAAAAAGUUACGUUCUCUAAAAACAAACUCGGCUAUAUUUCGUAAACAAUUCGUCGAAUUCACUUUCCUACCACCGCCCUGUGUUUUAAGAACUAAUACUGAUUUUACUCAAAUGGUAGUUUCAAAAUUGACCCGGGUAAAGUCGGAAUAAAUUGUAUUUCUUCACAUAUCUUGGCGAGAAAUUCAAUGCAACUUCCAUUGACAAUUAGUUAGUCAUGAUAGGAAUAAGCUACUAUUCAGAAGUAAUCUCUUUUCUUUUUUCAUCUAGUCUGGGUGUUAAAGAUUAGUCCAAAUUAAGAACAUAUGGAUAUUCGACCAACAAUCCACUAUCGGUCGUUUUAUUCUUCUCGAACGCUUUUUCAAGCUUUUAGUGCUUUGACUUCGUAAGAGAUUGAAAAAAAAAAUCUGAUAGUUAAAAACUCUUUAUUAAACAACACCCUGCAGUUGGUGAAAUGCCGCCAGUGUUAAUCUUUUACUCUGUUACCUAAACCUGCAGCAAAACUACUCAAAGUAACAGCAAUAAUAAACAUUUAAAAUCGUUCCCAAUUGUGAGUGGUAGGUAUUGCCAGUUUCGCACACUAUUCAGAGGAGGGCAAAGCUGUAAGCUAAAGUAAAGAAAUAAAACCAUUUAUUAGAUUCACAACCAAGGGGUCAGAUUUGCAAACCUGAAGUAAAUACAAUCGUCACAAGCUAGCACUAGAAUGAUAACUUUAAAAAAGUUUAGAACGUGAAACCAUAUUUAAAUUUUAACACACCACUUAAAAUCUAAUUUAAGCCAAAGAGUUGGUUUUAAGCGAAAGAGUUGUAUUUUUUAAGAGCAGAAAGAAAUCAAGUCUAGUCACAUCAGUAGCGAUUUCACAAAAUAAACGAUAAAAAAGUGAUAGAUAAUGAAAAUCUCGUUACUUCGGUCUAAUGUUCAAGCAGUGUGCUGAUAGAUUUUUUUCCCCGGACAUGAAUUAGUAUAAUCAAGUACCCUGUCAGCUUUGAACGCUUAAUAUUACGACGGCAAUAUUCUAAAUUAUAAAACAACAACCUAAACGUCAAUCCAAACCAUAUAUUUUUGAUAUUACCAGUUGAAAAGUUCGAGCAGAAAUAUAGUCAUCAAUCGCAACUAGUUACUAAAUUCUUCCUAGUUCCAUGAUACAGUCGAGGAUGCAUGAGCGAUUAUAGGCUCUCCAACAUAGGGUCGUUUAAACAUAAAGACAACCAAAUCUUGUAGUGAUAUAUAUAGUGAUUGCACUGCACAAAUCAGCAUUACAGAAAGCGAACAUUUUAAGGCACAAAACAAUCCGUUCACUUGUUAUAAUCAGCGUUCGUCCAGUAAAUUGAUAGGGCUUUUUAAAUAGACCGUUUACAACUUUUGAAUCUGUUUCUAACAAUCCCGACAACGUUCGGCAGGCAAUAAAAAUUCAUCCAACAUUAACAGGCACGCUUUCGACAGAGACAAAAUACAAAAAAAAAUAAUACCAAUAGCCGUUCACUGCUGUGCACUGAAGCUUUUAGUGGUGCAUUUAUAUAUAGGCCUUGUUGCAAAAAAAAAAAGAAAAUCCCGUUCCGAAACGUAACCAAUCGAGAUAAGGUUAUUAACUACUAUUUAACUAUGCUAACAUUAUCGACUAACUCUAUAUCUACUACCUACCUACUUAACUACCAACUUGCUUGAUACUCAUAUACGAUACGAUUAUUUGCUUGAUUAAGAUAAUUACAUUACGAUAGGCUUCGAGUACUGGGAGGGGGAGUGCAGACAGACGGUGAACUGACGGUAUUGUUCGAUUCAAGUAAAAAUCAAGUUCAAUAAAUUUUAAUCCGAUCGAUUC